Cryptomeria japonica (Japanese cedar) is the source of this 1831-nucleotide messenger RNA. RefSeq names its product probable CDP-diacylglycerol--inositol 3-phosphatidyltransferase 2. Gene Ontology annotation, molecular function: CDP-diacylglycerol-inositol 3-phosphatidyltransferase activity. The transcript has 11 exons. Gene Ontology annotation, cellular component: Golgi apparatus; membrane. Gene Ontology annotation, biological process: phosphatidylinositol biosynthetic process. NCBI's taxonomy places the organism in Eukaryota, Viridiplantae, Streptophyta, Pinopsida, Cupressales, Cupressaceae. The coding region runs from base 756 to 1442 and encodes 228 amino acids. The record is from RefSeq and is a predicted model, not a curated record.
UGAGUCUUCUACAUUGGGGUCCCUUGUUUGGACACAUACAUCAUUGGCAGUGAGUCUCGUAUCUAUGCGUUGAAAUACUUCUAUAUUGGCGCGAUCCCUUUGAGUCUCAUAUUGCUGUAGCGUGGCAAGGUUUACUGCUGCAAAUCGUGGUAUUCAUUGGGGUCCCUUGUUUGGACGCAUACAUCAUUGGCAGUGAGUAUCGUAUCUAUGCGUUGAAAUACUUCUAUAUUGGCGCGAUCCCUUUGAGUCUCAUAUUGCUGUAGCGUGGCAAGGUUUACUGCUGCAAAUCGUGGUAUUCAUUAGUAAUAUUGGAAUAGUUUUUGGGGCGGAAGCUCCUGUCUUAGGGCUUGUAUUUUGUAUUGGCGUGAGCUCGCUGUGCUUUGUAAACCUGCAAUAUUUUGGACAGCAGUAUCAUGUGAUUAGUUCUUAAUCUGAAAUUUGCAAAAUAUAGAGCAAGCCUCCCAUAUUGGCGUGGGAAUCCUCUUUGCAUGUGGGAGUCUCCCUAGCACGGCUUCAUCUUUUGGGCGUGGCUUCUAUCUUGGCGAUCGGUUGCUAUCUUCCUUGAACACAAGCCUUAUUCUUGACAUAGAUUCAUGGGCCUUGGCGUGAGCCGAAGCUUCUUGUACUUGAGGGAUUCUCAUGCAUGUUUGUUGUGAGAACACAAGGAGAAGCGUGGACUUUGCUGGAGGGUCGAACUGUAUGGAAUUUGAGUUCCCCUGUUGACAAACAUAAGAGUUUGGCGUGGAUUUUAAGGUAUGGCAAAACAUAAAGAAAAAGAUCUCAAAUCAUGGCCAAUUUAUCUUUAUGUUCCAAAUCUUAUUGGAUAUGCAAGGAUAGUGGCAAAUAUUAUAGCAUUUGGAGAGAGCUUCUCCAACAAAAAUCUCUUCACUGCUCUCUAUUUUUUCAGUUUUGUCUGUGAUGAAUUGGAUGGACGUUUUGCCCGCAUGCUCGACCAAGCAUCUACUUUUGGAGCUGUGCUUGACAUGGUCACAGACAGGGUGAGCACUGCUGCUCUACUGGUGGUCCUUUCACAUCUUUAUAGGCCGUGCUUUGCAUUCUUUUUAGCUUUGCUUGCCCUUGAUAUUGCAAGUCAUUGGUUACAAAUGUACAGUACAUUCCUUUCAAGCAAAACAAGCCAUAAAGAUGUAAAGGAUAGCAAGAGCUGGCUUGUUAAGGUUUAUUAUCAACACCGUCUAUUCAUGGGUUACUGUUGUAUUGGUGCUGAGGUUCUUUAUUUGGUAUUAUACCUUCUUUCUGAAGAUCAACCACAUGGUGUGAUCAAGGUAUUUAUGGCUGGCAUAAAACGGAAAUCUCCACUGAUGCUUCUUGGCUUGUUGGCUUUGCCGGGGUGGGCAAUUAAGCAAAUUGUCAAUGUAGUACAGUUGAAGACAGCGGCUGACAUCUGUGUUCUGUAUGAUCUAGAACGGAAAAAGAGGCCCUAAGAGUUGUACUUUGAAGAGUGCUUUGAUUUGUUUUUGGAUAUAAAAUUGCACUUUUAUGGAGUCUCUGCCAUUAAUUUUACAAGAUGAUGGAAGCCUCACAAAAUACAAAUGUUGACUGUUAGAAUAUCGGGGUUCAUGUACCAUAUUUAUUAUUAUCAGGUUUUGUUCAUCACAUAUGUCAGUCUAAGAUUCUGUAAUGAACUGCUUGCUUUGAAGUUUGCUUUGAACUUUCACUAUAAAUUAAAUAGGCAAUUUAAGGCUGUUCAAAGACUAGCAGCGAAGCAUAGCAAUGACAAUUAAAUUCUGUUACUCUACAAGCAAAUUCGCCUGCUUCAAUCUUGUUUUAAUCUGUUCCCUCUUGAGUCAAAUAUUACUCUCAAAUUUGUCCA